GAAGCUUUCCACCUUGACUUUAGUGUGGUCUACUAGGGGGCACAUACAGUGUGGAGUAAUUCAGUCAGUGGUUUAGGACAAUUAAGAGUGACUUGUCAGGCCUGUCCUCUGUGGUUGGUUGUAGUUUGCUGCUACGCACACACACCUUAAAAGUUAGCGUGAUUAAUGUUUGUUGUGGCUUGUUGACAUUGAUUAUUAUUUUGUUUGGCCUACCUAGUCAUAGAUGCAGUAGUAGAAAGUUUGUGACUCAGUUGACUGACACUACAGUUUACCUGGACAACUCAAGAAGCUGGUUUAGUGAAAACCUUCUCUUCAAACAAAAACCUUAUCUACUUAUUCGGGUUAUUGAGCUGACUAAGGCAGCCAUCUUGGUUCACCUUUAUUUUAGGGUGUUUUUCGUGAAGUGCUUUGAAUAAUUGAUUUGAUUUAUUCUUGUUUCGUAUAACUUUCGGAUUAUCUAAAAAAAUUAAAAUGGAGAGAAAUCGAAGAUCCAAGAGAUUCUACGUCAAUAAUAUCAUGCAAAGCCUAAAGAGAAGGUUGAGUUUUCGGAAAAAGAAAGACCAUGUACCAGAAUGUUCAAAACCUCAUCAAUGGCAAGAAGAUGAAAAGAAAGUUCGAGAGGGAACAUGUAGUUUCCAAGUCCGAUAUCUAGGAUGUAUUGAGGUUUUUGAUUCCCGUGGUAUGCAGGUCUGUGAAGAGGCAGUAAAAGCCCUAAAAAACCAAUGUAAGGGUAAAGUUCAGCGUGCUGUAUUAUAUGUAUCUGGUGAUGCUCUUCGUGUGGUCGACGAGAUUAGUAAGAGUAUGAUAGUUGACCAAACAAUUGAAAAAGUUUCGUUCUGUGCCCCUGAUCGUAACCACGAGAAGGGCUUUGCCUAUAUUUGUAGAGAUGGAACCACCAGACGAUGGAUGUGUCACGGCUUUAUGGCCGUCAAAGAGACCGUAAGUGGUGAGAGAUUAAGUCAUGCUGUAGGCUGUGCUUUUGCCGUCUGCUUAGAAAAGAAACAAAAACGUGAUAAAGAAACUGGAGUAACCGUCACCUUUAGUCAAGACAGAACAAGCUUUACGAGAACGGGAUCUUUUCGACAGACAUCUUUAACUGAACGUUUAGCAGAUCCUCAGAGUGCAAUAUUAGCAGAACCUGUGCCAGUCAGAAGAGUAGAUAAUCCAUUUGCUGUACAGCGACCGCAUGCUACACCCGAGUUAUUUAAUCGUCAAGGCUCCUUCAGAGGUUUCGAAAAAUUACAAGAAGCAUCGUCACCGUUUAAAAGAACACUUUCACUACGCCUGAAUGACCUCCCAUCCACACUUCAACGACAGAAUGCAAUCAUGGAGUCACCCAGCGCUAACGGUGCUGUAGGGGGAACAAUUCAUGAAGAGUCUCCUGAACAAGAAGAUUCUAUAGCUCAGAUGUGUCAACAAUUAACCCAGGGUUUAACGGCCUUGACAUCAGACGAAGCUUUUAAUAACACUCCCACACGUCGAGGAGCAGAGCAUCAUGGUCUUAGUCUUCAUCAUCAACACUCGGCUCCGUCAUUCCAGCCCCCAUCAACAACAUCUCUACCCCGACAAAAUACCAUACCUUCAAGUACCUAUAUGUCACAAGCAGCCCCACAAACCAAUCCAUGGGCCUCGAAUAACGCGGAAACAAAUGGAACACACAAUCAGUACUGGAAUAAACCCACAUCUCCUACAAACCCCUUCGUAUCUCAACCUGCCCGUCAAUCCGCGGCUUCCGCCGCAGUCGUCAAUGGUGUGCCUUUGAAAGGCGAUAACUUUACCCAACCCGUUCAGGCCCAUCAACGUUCGAAUGCCUUCCAAAAUAUGCGUAGCCAUUCCAUAGACACUGGAGAACUUCCCAGUGCAGCGUGGGCACAAGCUCAGAAUCGUAAACCUACAUUAUUGCAAAUGGCUGCUCAUCAAAGAAGUUUUCAAGAAAAUGGAACAGCAGAUACAAGUAAUUGGGCUACGUCUGCCCUUUCGACCACAAGUCCUACUCAUUCUAAAAGCCAGGGUGUGGAUCCUUUCGACGUGGCCUGGGCUGCUAAGCAGUCCAAUAAAAAUAGUAAUCCAUUCGGAUCAAAAUCUGUGAAACAAUUCGAAGUUCAAUUAUAGUUGUGCUAAUAAUAGUGUGCUAAUGAUGGUGUGCUAUAAUGGUGGGCUAUAAUAGUGUGCUAAUUAGAAAGAAGGGGUAUUCAAAAAUUCAAUUGAUAUUAAUACUGGCGAAAUGGGAUAAUGACGGAUUUAAAAUUUCAACAGAGUGACUAUUGAGAAAUAUAUGCUGGAAUCAACAACCUUGCGUGUUUUAUAUAUCAACCUGAUAAUAUACAAGAUUUAGCGUGAAAUAAAAUUGCGCGGAAAUGCACCUUUACAGUGCGGAUGAUGUUUAUAUACUGUAUAUCCAUGUUGUUGUAAAUAUAUUGGUGAUACAUCCAUUGUUCAGAUUAUAUAUAGACUCAUGUUAUUUCACCAAUACCAUCAACGCCCAUCCUGUGUUUUCGUUCAGUUAAUAUAUAUAUAUGUAUUAAUGUAUUGCACGUUUUUCAUUAUAUCAAAGCAAAGAGACAAAUAUAAAUAUUAUAUAUAUAUAUAUAUCAAACAUUAAUUACUUAAAUAAUAAAUUAUCAUAGACAUUAGAUUCAUAUUAUAAAUAUACACAAAUGGCCACUCAGAAAAAAUAUCCUGAUUCUUAAUUCAUCCGUUAAUAAAAAUCGGUAUUGUCCCCAUUUUGCAAAUUAAAAAAGUAAUAAAUUGUCCCCGUUUUACAAUUUAAAAAAGUAAUGAUAAGUUUAAUUGCAUACUCAAUCUUAAACAUUGAGAGAAUACUGGGAAUAAUAAUUUUAGGUAUAUUAAACAAUGUUUAUGUUUGCAAAUUCCUUUUCAAUGUGGUGCUUUUGUAUAUUUGAAUUUAAUAGUCGAACCUUGAUCCUUAAAAUUUAAGGCUUUGUGAUUAUUGACCUGUCUCUGUAUCUUAGACGCUGGCUCACUAACCAGGAGGCCCCCAAUAUUGAUCCCUGCUUUGAAAGAGAAAAGUCUUCAGGAUUUUCAAACCUGGUUUCCCCUUGUCAAUGAGAACUGUCUAGCCCUUCAGAUGGGAAAACACAAUCGAUCACUUACAUGUAGACAGAAAAAAAACCUGAUAUUAGGCAAGAUUUAAACAUCCGACCACAUCAUUUCUUUUUUUCAAGGAUUGUUUUAAGAACCAGAUAUUAUUUUUGUUCGGCCUAGUUGUGUAUAAUUAAAAUAAUCAAGAUUUACAGUAAGAUAAUUGAUUUUAAGAACUACAACAUGUUAUGUAUUAAACAAAGUGUGGAUAAUAUGAAGAGUCGAUUAUUAAAUAUGAAUUUUAUAUUUGGUCUAAUUUGAUGAUUUAAUUAAUUGUCUAAUUUAAUUAAUUUGUCAUUUUAAGAACUUUUUAUUAGCUUGUACUCAGUAAACACACAUUCAUAUUUAUCAUUGAUAGGGAGAAGCGCUGAUGCAUUGGUAAAAUUCUCUCUUGCUUUGCUUUACAAAUGGCCGACAGAUCACUGGGUGCUGAUAAAAAUUUUAUAAUCAAGAUUAUUUUGUCAUGGUCUACGUAUUGGGGUCCAACCUUGUGGGUUUUCUCCAGUUUCCUACCAUUGCUAAAGAUCCCUAUGUGCAAGUUAAUUAUUGAAAUAAAAUUGAACCAAAUGUUAGUCCCGAAACGACCUAGCUUGUGUCAAGUGGACGUUAAAUGUCAUUUCUCCCUCUCUCUAAGUUUUGGCAAUGUCGAAUAGAGAAGAGAUAUCUGGGUAAAAACUUCCCCUUGUUCUGCUUAAAAAAUUUUUGCGACAGUUGCCUUAUUUCCAGCCUUUCAACAACUUUAAUAAUCAGGAUUAUUUUGUGAUAUAUGUUUGGGGGGAAGCCGAGAUGUGGAUGCCUUGGUUAAAUAAAAUUCUCUGUUAUUUGAAUAACAACCAGGUUAUGUGAGUGAUAAAUAUAGAUGUAUGUUUACUGUGUGUUAUUUGGUUGUAAAUUUAUUUUACCUCAUUCAUUUAUUUUAACAUAUAAUAGUGCUGGUGACGAUUGUGUGACUUAAUAACGCAAAUCAGGCAGUGAAUUUCAAAUUGUUGGAUUAAUCAAGUUGGAUCUGUCACAGGAUAUUGUUAUCAAUUUACAUGUUAUCUUAACAGUGUCAGUGUGUCACGUAUUUGUUGUCUGUACAAUACUGUAGGAUAACCAGUAUAAUUCUACACUUGUAAUGCAGAUAUGACGGGUUACGGGUUUCACCGGGAUGAUAACCAGUAUAACUCUUAGACUUGUGAUGCAGCAAUGACGGGUUUCAUCAGGGGGUCGUCAACUACGCAGUGUGAAACCCUAAAUUUGGUAUUUUCAUUGGCUGAGAGUUAAGAUAUGUACUAGUAUUUUAACUCUCAACCAAUCAAAAAGCUGCAUUCUUAAAAGAUUUUUGUGAAUAACACUUACGUGUACCACAAGUCUAAACCCCACAGACAUUCAUAAAAUUUUAAAUCUCCUAAAAUGGUAUAUUUUCAUAAUCCAAAAUUACCAUGUUGUUACCAAGUAUUGAUUUUAUGUUGCAGUUGAUUUGAUUUUUUAUCAGACUCUAGAACUUGAUUGAUUUAGCAAUUUGAAAUGAACCUGACAAUAUUAUUAACGUUUAUUUCAUUGGUCAGACAUAUCUCUGCGUGAAGUUUUACUUUCAUUUUAACAUCUUUCUGUUAGUUGUAUAUAUACGUAUAUUUACCUUUCAUUGACUCGAAUAUUUAAACCUAAUAAGCACCUGGCCAUAAAACUUUUUUUUUUUUUUCUUUACUCGGAGUUGUACAUUAGUCUGGUGGUCAGGACACGGGACUUAAAUGUCUUUGCUUCAUAUUUCAGCAUCGGUCAAGAAAAACAUUUGUAGGAGAUGGCAAACUAUUGUGUAACUGUGUACAAAUUGGUUAGACAUUAAACCAUUGUGUAACUAUGUACAAAUUGGUUAGACAUUAAACCGGUUUCUAUCGCUUGUGCGUUAUCAUAUACCCAAUCCUGAACAUAAGGCUCCGAUCACAGACUUUAUCAGGUAGAAAUCAUCACACAACAUAUAAUACCUGUAAUUUCAACACUUAUUUUACACUUACUUGCUGUGAGGAAACUUGAGUUCAGCCAGAAAGAGUAAAGUUUUAUGGCCCCCUAGGCAUAGGCCUGUCAUUUUACGCAACACAUUUUUUGUGAAACAAGAAACCAAUGGAGAUGUCUAACAUAAUAUCAUUCAGUUGUAUUGUAGUGGUUUUGUGAGGAUUGGGAAAGGUCCCUUUAUUUUGAAUAGAUUGACUUCUAUUCAGAGGGAACUAUACUAUCUUAAUAAUACAUAUUUUGAUAAGUAUGGCAAUCCAUACAGUUGUUGUAAUGCAUUUUUUGAUAGAAUUGGCAAUCCAUACAACUAUAUCUUUAAAUGUUUUUAUGUUUCACAAAAAUGUCUAUGAACAAAGUAAUAAAUAAAAUUAGGGCAUAAGAAACUCAAAUUGAUUUCUGUAUAAGACUUUGAUUUUAUCAGUAAAGCAGGGUACGAUUCUAUUGUUUUGUAUAUUGUUUAAUGUUCUUCUUGAAAUUUUAAAUUCUUAAAUUUCAUAAAAUGCUGGUUCAUUCAUCUUUUUAAAUAAAAAGGUUGUCUUUCAGGGUUUUUAUCUUUAAACAAAAAAAUUGUAAUUUUGUGCAUAAUAAUUGAUUUUUGAUUUCAUCAUCAUCAUUGAUUGAUUGGUUGAUUGACUGAUUGAUUGAUAAUUGAGUCAUCAUACUAUACAAUGAUGUGGCGUAGUCAGUAAUUUUCGAACGCAGUGGCUCAGCCACCGAACUAUGUUUGAAUAUUGAUGUAUUUCUAGUAAUUCUUUUUAAAAUUGCGCUGUUAUCACUUUAUAUGUCAUGGUUUUGAAAGUCACAUUCUCAUCAAGUAAAAUUCCAUGUUUUUGACUUGUAAAAUCAAAAAAUUUAUUUAGACAUUGAAGUAGGUCUUGUAACAGGAUUGGAGCUGAGGACAGAAAUACCAGGACUUAAACAGAAAUCUUAAGGCCAUAUAAGACAAAUAAUCUGGUUCCCGCGUCAUUUAAAAAUGGCCGCAUGACCAUUUUUUAAAAAAAGUAAAAAAAAAGUAUUUAAUUACCGCAAGUAAAAAUUCUUUUACUCAGACAAUCCUUUGCUAAAAUCGGAGAAACAGAAUUGGGGGGGGGGGGGUGUCUUUUUUUGUAAGGCCCAAUUCAACAUUUUUUGGGGGGCGAGUUCAAGUCACCAAGGAUAAGCAUCUGACUACGCUACAGAUCUUACAUUCUGAAUAUGUUACAAUAAAUAUGAUUGGUUGUUUUUAUUUUAAAAGAAAAUAAUGUUUCUUUUUUUUAAAUUUUAAUUUGAUAUCAAUUAGUGCUGAAACUUUUUAACAUCAUCUCAUAUCAUCAUCCCUGAUUUUUUGGGGGGUUUUGUAAAUACGCAUUUUAACUUGGGUCUAAAAUUCAACUUUCAGUUUAUAUAUAUAUAUACCAUAUAAAAAAUGGCCAUAUUAAUUUUAGGCAAUAAAUGUUAGGUGGGUA
This is a messenger RNA of Patella vulgata (common limpet), 6539 nucleotides long. Its product is annotated as protein numb. The record is from RefSeq and is a predicted model, not a curated record. NCBI's taxonomy places the organism in Eukaryota, Metazoa, Mollusca, Gastropoda, Patellidae. Bases 472 to 2112 code for a protein of 546 amino acids. The transcript is spliced from 9 exons.